Rasamsonia emersonii CBS 393.64 is the source of this 330-nucleotide messenger RNA. RefSeq lists its product as uncharacterized. The record is from RefSeq and is a predicted model, not a curated record. The annotation marks the transcript as partial. The transcript has a single exon. Lineage: Eukaryota; Fungi; Ascomycota; Eurotiomycetes; Eurotiales; Trichocomaceae.
UGUCAUGGCCCCGCAGGUGGGCGUCUGAACGCACGACAGCAGAGUCGAAACGCGAGGAAUCCAUGCGCCGCGCCAGUUCGUUUGGGGAAAGUCGGAAUUGGUCGGUCCGGUGGGCACCUGACAGCCGGGUCCGGCGUAUGUCCUGUUACCCGUCACGACAUGUCUUUACCGUUUUUAACCGAUAGCCUUGUACGGUACGCAGUACACAAGAGUUUGGACAGAGAUAAACUGUACCCUUCUCUUCCUUUCGACUUGAUGGCAGAAUACUGGCAUAUCUUGUUGAACCUAUCUGCAGAUGCAAUCUAUAUACAACCUACAGGAAAUCAAUGA